AUGACUGAGCGCAGCGAACGUUCCGCUGCCUCGGGUGGGUGUGAGACAGAAACCGCCUCGAACGCAGGGCUGGGGGCUGCGGCACGCCCGGGCUCCCUGCAGCGGGGCUGGGUGGAGGAGGGCUCGUCACGGGCGCGGUGCUGCACGCUGCGGCUGCGCUCCUGCCUCCGAGCAUCCCUCACUCAGCCUCGCUCCGUGCAGGCGACCACCAGCCCCGCGGUGCCGGAGACAACCACCGACUUCUACUCGUGGGAGGAGGAUGGGUACUCGUGGGAGGACAGCAUGCCGCCCGAGCUCUGCGAGAAACAGGCAGUGCAGGGCUUCGCCCGCACCUACCAGCCAGCUGUGUACCUGCUGCUCUCGCUGCUGGGCACGGUGGGGAACGGCCUGGUGCUGCUCACGCACGUCCGCUACCGCCGGGCACACAGCAUCACCGACGUCUGCCUCCUGCACCUCGCGCUGUCCGACCUCCUGCUGCUCCUGACGCUGCCCUUCGCCGUCACCGACACGCUGCAGGGCUGGUCCCCGGGCACGGCCGCCUGCAAGGCUCUGCAGGGCCUUUACGCUCUCAACUUCUACAGCGGCUUCCUCUUCCUCACCUGCAUCAGCGUGGACCGCUACGUGGCCAUCGUGCGGGUGCCGGCCGCCUGCCGCCUGCGCCCGCGGGCUCGCCGCCACGGCUGGCUAACGGCGGGCCUGGCCUGGCUGCUGGCCCUGCUGCUGGCGCUGCCCCAGUUCAUCUACAGCCGAGCGGAGCAGCACCAGGACCUCCGGCUCUGCCGCGUCGUCUUCCCGCGGGCGGUGUCGAGGCCAGCCCGAGGGGCCACCAACCUGGUGCAGGUUGUGCUGGGCUUCGCCGUGCCGUUCCUGGUGAUGGCGAGCUGCUACGCGGCCGUGGCUCGCACGCUGCUGGCGGCCCGCGGUGCCCAGCCCCACCGAGCGCUGCGGGUGCUGCUGGCCCUCGUGCUGGUGUUCGUCGCCCUGCAGCUGCCCCACAGCCUGAUGGUGCUGCUGGACGCGGCCGAGCUGCUGGCCAGCUGGGAGAUGAGCUGUGCGCAGAGCCGCCGCAAGGACCUGGCGCUGCUGGUCACCGGUGGGCUGGCGUACCUGCGCUGCUGCCUCAACCCCCUCCUCUACGCCUUCCUGGGCCAACGCUUCCGCCGGGAGCUGUGCCUGCUGGCCAGCGAUGCGGGCUGUGUGGGUCCCCUCGAGCAGCGCUGCCCCAGCUGCCCCAGCCCCCGCCGGCGCUCGUCGCUCUCCACCUGCCAGGAUGUGGUGUAG
Colius striatus (speckled mousebird) is the source of this 1281-nucleotide messenger RNA. It is a transcript of the gene CCR10, whose product is annotated as C-C motif chemokine receptor 10. Gene Ontology annotation, cellular component: membrane. Lineage: Eukaryota; Metazoa; Chordata; Aves; Coliiformes; Coliidae. The record is from RefSeq and is a predicted model, not a curated record. Bases 1 to 1281 code for a protein of 426 amino acids. Gene Ontology annotation, molecular function: C-C chemokine receptor activity. The transcript has a single exon. Gene Ontology annotation, biological process: chemotaxis; immune response; G protein-coupled receptor signaling pathway.